GAAUAGUAGCAAUAUUUCAGAUGUGAGAACAUCAUAGCAUUCAUAUAUAGUUUGGCGGCCUCCAGAGGAAGGAAAUGUCUUUUAAACCUAAAGGUGGAUAAUCCAAACUUAACCGUGUUAACCACCGUCUUCACAUGUUUCUUAAAUGUCAAGUUGGACUCCAAAAUGACACCAAGAUACUUGAAGAUAGACACAGCGUUCAGAUUCUCCCCAUUAACAAGAACAGCUCGUUGGGAAGAAUCAAUGGAUUUCUUAGAGAAGUACAUACAACAGUCUUGUCGAUAAUUCUUGUCUGCAUCACCACCUAUGUCCAGUUUAGAUUUAAUGCAAUCCAGAAAAUAGCAAUUGUCUGUUUCGGUGGAAUGGUUAGUUCUGAAUCCAAAUGGCAUUUGAUGUAUGGAGUUCCCCUUGAAUGAGGCGAUCAGUAAGAUGAUCAGCCACCCAUCUUUCAGCUACUUUUGAUAGCACUGGAAGGAUGCUUAUAGGUUGGUAAUUUUCCACCAGUGUUGGGUCACUAGAUUUUAUCACUGCAGCAGACUUCCAAGCAUUGGGGAAGAGCACAUAUUUGAUGGACAGAUUCACUAGAUGUACAAUAGGGGCAAUCAGAGAAUAUUUGUCUGUUCAGGAAUACAGUGCUUAGACCAAAUACAUAUUUUGUUCUAGAGCUCCUGAAGAAGCUAAUAAUACUGUCCACUGCUGACGUUGAGAUUUCAGGAAUUCUGAAUAUUGGUUUAUUAUUAUCUCUGGGAGUGAGAACUGUGAACAUGCAUAUAUAGUUGAAAAUGUUUGAGCCAGUUCCAUGACAGAGUCAACAAAAACAUUGUUAAAGGUGGUGGAUAUGAAAUUGGAGUCUUGAAUUAGAAUUCCAUGAACCUUUAAUUCAGGAUGUUUUUUUUGACUUUUCAGCUGUUAGUUUGUUGAGAUUUUCCCAAAUCACUUUGCCAUUUUCUUUUGCUUCAUUGAUCACUCUAAGAAAGAACACUGCUUUUUUUAUAUUCUUAAUUACCUUAUUUCUCAGUGAUGCAAAUAUACAUCUGCCAUCAUUCUUACCAGACUUCAGUGCUUUUUUCAAUGAAAAAUCACGUUCUCUCAUCUGCCUCCAGAGGUCCUCAUUGAGCAAUGGUAAAGAGGUUUUCUGUCUUGGCUUACGUUGAAAUGUCCUAGUAAAAGAGGUAUCCACGUUGUCAAUAGCUGACAGAAAUGUUCUGUAUCCAGACUCUGGGUCUUCAUUGCUUAACAGUUCAGACUAGUCCAUUUGACUUAUAGCUACAUUGUAGUUACUCUGCUCACUUUUCUGGAUUUUUGUAUCAUACUGUUACACAUUAAUAUGGUUCUUAAAUCUCUUUUUAGUGAGCUUUCUAACCACCAAUGUAACAUUGUGGUCAGAUAUGCCAGUUGGUAAGAUACUGGACUUAAUUAUUCGAUCAGGUCUGUUAGUAAACACCAGAUGCAUUUGAGUCUGGGAUGACUGUGUUACUCUGGUUGGACCUUGUAUUAUUUGAGCCAGGUUGAAAUCAUCUGUGAUCUCUUUGAGUUUUUUCCUACAAGUUUUGUUUUCCCAGUUUACAUUGAAAUCGCCCAUGAAGAUAAUCUCCUUCUUAUGAUCACAUUCUUUAAGCAUGGCAUUUAGAUGGUCAAUGGGGUAUAAUCUAAACUAAAUGUUAUUCAGAAGGCAGUCUAUUGACUAAUGUUGAGGUGCUCAGACUCAAACAGUAGCCUAUGGUGGAAGAUCUACAACCCACCUGCUUAUAUCUAUUCUAGACCCUUCAGAUCUGCAAAUUUAGGAUUAGAUAAGGAUUAGGGCCGAUGGGAAGUGGAAGGGAGUGAAUUGGGACGGCUCUCAGUGGUUUGUGGUACUUGUGUGUUUUUCAGAGGAUGAAGAGCCAACAGCACACCUCCAGAUACCUGCUGCUCCAUGUGUGGUGCGGGUUUCUCACAGUCGCAAUGGGGAUUAUGGUCGCAGUUCUCACAACAGUGCAAAUAAGCUCACCUGACAAGAGUAAUUUAUCUGAAUCAAAGGAUGGAAACCAGCACUCUCCAAACGGCAGUUUUCUGGCUCAAUUGAAUUCAUCAAAGGCUCCCCAUCUCUCGUAUAUCCAGCUGACCAUGGGAAAAUUUUCUUGGGAGAAUGACCAUGAUGCCCCCGUCUGUGGCUCUUGCUCCCUCGUCCUCCGCGACAACUCUGUCUACAUCAGAUCUGAAGGCUUCUACUACUUCUAUGUCCAGGUCACCUUCACUAGGCACACCGGGGGAGAGGAGAAGAGGAAGGUGACUCUGUUCAAAAAUGGCAUUCAAAAUAAGACCCAGCAGAGGAAACUGAGUGAAGCCGUGUAUCACGGAGAGAAAGAGGGCACUGUAUUCAUGUCCAGGAUGGUUAAGCUCCAACAAGGUAACAGUCUCAGCCUUGAGAUAACAUCCAAGAAUAAUAGUUUUAGGUAUGGGGGAGAGAAUACCUACUGGGGGGCAUAUCAGCUCCCCCCAUAUUAAGCCUAACAGACAUUGUUAAUGAGAAUUAGUUCAAGAUUGAACCAAAGAAGCUGUUAAAACAUUGUUUUAAAAAGCUGUAGUUGCUAAACUGAAUUUAUUUUGUGAAAACUAUAACUGUUAUGCAUAUGCAUUGUUUGUUUCGCUGAACAGAUUUGAUUAUAAUAAUUAUAAUAAUAUAUAAUGAGG
This is a messenger RNA of Salmo salar (Atlantic salmon), 2673 nucleotides long. RefSeq lists its product as uncharacterized. The record is from RefSeq and is a predicted model, not a curated record. Gene Ontology annotation, molecular function: tumor necrosis factor receptor binding. NCBI's taxonomy places the organism in Eukaryota, Metazoa, Chordata, Actinopteri, Salmoniformes, Salmonidae. Gene Ontology annotation, biological process: immune response. Gene Ontology annotation, cellular component: membrane.